Purpureocillium takamizusanense is the source of this 3314-nucleotide messenger RNA. RefSeq lists its product as uncharacterized. The coding region runs from base 252 to 2933 and encodes 893 amino acids. The record is from RefSeq and is a predicted model, not a curated record. Lineage: Eukaryota; Fungi; Ascomycota; Sordariomycetes; Hypocreales; Ophiocordycipitaceae. The transcript is spliced from 3 exons.
CGGUAGGUAAGGUACGCACUGUAGGCCAGCGCCCGUGCGCCAUGUGAUGAAAGCUGGAGGCGACUUGGCUCGAACCUCAACAGAAAUCACAUUCUCUCACUCCUCGGCAUAGCACCACCGCAUCUCGACCGACGCGAGUUGGAUGACGUGGCGGCGCCCCGACGCGCCUCCCAUGGAACCACUCGCAUCCGCCGCCACGACCCCAACCAUAACCACGGCCACGACCACCUUCGCGCGACCACCGCCGCCGCAUGAUGCUCCCGCGAAAGAGACAGCGCCCCAACCCGGCAGCCGUCAGCUCCGCCAGUCUGCCGACCACGGCCGUGUCGCCGCACAUUGCUACGUCACAGGCCGCGACCUCAGCUGCCUCGGAGCCGGGCCUCGGCCAGCACCGCGAGCCCCAUAUGCCGCACCCGCUGCCCUCGGACCCCAGCGCCGCGUCGAACCCGGAAGUUGGCCAUCAUAAUAAAGAGCUGCGCAAGGCAAAGAGCUGGUACGGAUCGUGGCCGCGCACCCCCAACAAGGCAUCUGCUUCGACAUCUGUCGCGAGAGAAAACAUUCUCGGAGGGACCGUCCGCUCCAGAGGAGCCCCCGACCUGAGUCGUUUCGAUCCCAAAAAGGGCGACGACACGGCGAGUCUGCGCAGCGCUCACGCCUCGUCACUCUCCAAGGUCCCCGAGGACGCGCCGCCAGAGUCCGCCACCUCCACCAACGCCCUCGCAGACGCAAACGACGAGCCGAAGCAGGAGGUUCAGUCCGAAUUGAAGCCCGCAGCGGCCGACAGACAAGACGGCAGUCGAGACCCGACUGAUCAGCAGACGACCGCCGUCACAGCAGCUCCGCAAAAAGCGGCGGCGGCGGCGGCAUCAUCUGGCAGUUGGCUUGGGUGGUGGUCAAGAACGCCCAACACAGCAUCAGACACCGAAAUGACAAAAUCACCCGCACCGCCCGACGAUGCGGCCGACGAGGCCAGACCGAGCACACCUCCCGUACAGACGGCGGCGGACCAGCCGUCCGCAGACCCUCCACAGAGCGAACCGCCGCCGCCAUCGUCAUCGUGGUUCGGGUUCCUGGGCGCCUCGAGCACCACCCCCUCGGUGAAGCAGGACCCGGCUUCCAAUACAGACGCGACAGCCAAGGAACCCGAGGACGUUGUCAUGGAAGACGCCCCUCCUCCACCGAAGCCGGAGGCUGAGCCGGCGCCGAAAGCCGGCUCGACCUGGGCGUUUUGGUCAAGAGACUCCCCCAACAAGGGCGGCAAGCAACCUGACCCAGAGUCCGGCGAGAUCGCCGUGAUGGGAGAAGGCUCCGAGGCACACCCCACGCCGAUGGCCGAGGGCGAUGUCUCGAGCCCGCCGGCUAAGCCUUCCAAGGCAGACGUCAAGGCCAGGGAGGGUAGGUCGACAUGGCGGCGCGGCAAGAGAGCCAGGCCCGCGUCCAUGGACACAGAGUCGCCGACGCCGACGCCCCCCAAUGGCUCCGUCGCAGACAAGGCCGCGGCAGAGCCUGCAGUACGUCCUCAGACGGAAACGAAGGCCGUAGCAAAGGUGGACGCAGCCAAGGCCGUUACCGCCGAACCCGAGUCGACGCCCAAGACCCCACCCAAUCUGCUCCUCCCGUCCUUCACCAGCACAUAUCAGAUGAAGGAGGACCCGUCCAUCCUGUCGCAGAUCAAGAGUUUCCUCCUGCGCACCUCGCAGCCGGCCGCGAACCACGUCUUCCGCGUCAAAGACCCGCCUAAGAUCCGUAAGGCCAUCGCCAUUGGCGUCCACGGCCUCUUCCCCGCGACGUACCUGCGGCCCAUGAUCGGGCAACCGACGGGCACGUCGCUGCGCUUCGCCAGCCUGUGCGCCGACGCGAUCCGGCGGUGGGCCGACGCGCACGGCUGCGGCGGCGAGGACUGUGAGAUCGAAAAGGUGGCGCUCGAGGGCGAGGGUCGCAUCAGCGACCGCGUCGACAACCUGUGGAAGCUGCUGCUCAACUGGAUCGAGCACAUACGCGCCGCCGACCUCAUCCUCAUCGCCUCCCACUCUCAGGGCGUUCCCGUCAGCGUCAUGCUGCUCGAGAAGCUCAUCGACCUCGGCAUCGUGACAAACGCCCGCAUCGGCGUCUGCGCCAUGGCCGGCGUCGCCCUCGGGCCCUUUCCCGACUACAAGUCUAGCAUCCUCAUGGGCUCGGCCGCGGAGCUGUGGGACUUUGGCAACCCGUUGAGCGUCAACUCGCAGCGCUUCGAGGCGGCCAUGCAGCGUGUCCUCGACUACGGCGCGCGCAUCACCUUUAUUGGGAGCAUCGACGACCAGCUCGUGCCCAUGGAGUCGGCCGUCUACUCUCCCGCCAGCCACCCCUACAUCUACCGCGCCGUCUUCAUCGAUGGGCGCGUCCACGCCCCAGAUUUCAUCGCCCAUCUCGUCGGCUUCGCCCUCAAGCUGCGCAACCUCGGCGUCUCGGACCACGGCCUCGUGCGUGAGCUCUCCGCCCCGCUCGCGGGCAGCCUCUACUCGGGCGAGGGCCACUCGCGCCUUUACUACGACGCCGCCGUUUACGACCUCGCCGUCGCCCACGCCCUCGAGACCACGUCCGUCGCGCCCGGCACCCCCUGCGAGAUGCGCCGCCCCGCCGCUGCAGCAGCAGCUGCCGCUGUCUCGUCUUCUUCGUCGUCGUCGGUCAAGGGCGGCGCGGGUGCGCCAGCUACGGCAGCAAGCGGAGGAGCAGGCAGUCUAGGCAGCAACGCGGCCACGGCCCCCCUCCUCGCCAGCCCGAACCCGUACGUCCUGCCGUGGAUCAUGCGCGGCGUCCUCGAGGAGGACUUUGUGCGCACCGAGCUGCACGCCGAGACGGAGGAGCUGUUGCGCAAGUUUGACGACUGGCGGCCCGCCAACAAGGCCCUCAAGGACGUCAAGUACCGCCUUGAGGCGGUGCGCUCCAAGCUGUGAGCCGGGGGCGCAUCGUCUCUCCCUCUCUCCUCUGUGCCUCCCCCCCCUUUCGCCGAUCAACAUCCAUCUCCUGUCCUCUUUACCCUCCGCAUUUCCACCUCACCAUACCUCCCCACCACCUCCGCAACCACUCCCAUCUACUAUCUUGUACGGCCAAGGGGGAAGGGAAGGCGUAUACGCAGUGGCGGCGUAGGCGCGUCAUCAUCAUAUCAUCAUCGUGGUCCACGCGAAUCUAAAAGGAGGCAACAAUUGUUGUUUUGUUUUUUCUGGUGUGAUUUGGGUCGAGGAAUGUCUGGUGUUGGGAUUACAUACACACACAAUCAGCGAGCGAUGAUGUUUAGAAUACCUUAUAGAGAGCAAUACACACACACACACACACAC